AUGUCCUUUUGUUGGGAUUCAAGUUAUUUGGGUUAUACAGCAAGCUUUUGGAAUAGUACGUACUCUAGGAUCUUACAGCUCUCUCCAAAACUACUAUAUCACAUUGCAAUAUCUGACAAACGAAAAAAGCCCCAUCUUCUCGCUAUCGGUUUCACAAACAGUGAAAUUACGCUGACAUUACUGGCGGGGCCUAUUAGUGGACUGGUUAUUCCAGUCAUACUAGCCGCAGUGGGCGAUGGAUCCCGAAGGUCUUCCAUCAUCUGGGGAGGUUUAGGAGUUAUGAUGGCGUUGUUGAGCUUUGCAUGGGCGCAAGAAAUAAGCUUUCUACUUAUGCGAAUAUUCGAUACCAAAUCGGAUGCAGCCACGGUAUCGGGUGCGAAAUUCGUUGCCGCCUCUGCCGUCUAUGCAUUGAACGCAGCUAUGCAACCACUUCAUAUCAGCUUACGUGCGCUACUCAUGGACAUUUGUCAGCCCCAGCAGCAGGCCACAGCAAGUCUAUGGGUAAUGAGGUUCUCUGCAACUGGAUCUGUUCUUGUUACUUCCAUCGCCUUCUUUUCGACGCCUUCAUUCAAACCUCUUUCGAUAUUUUGCUGCUCGGCACUCUCCUCGCUUCUUGUUCUACAUACGCUAGAGGCUCGGCGCUAUUACGCAACUCAGCAAAGGCAAAGUUGGAAGCUAGGCAUGUGGAUGUUUCGGUCUUUUGCCUCGCGAAUACGCCAAAUCGCCAUUUUGUCAACACAACUGCCUAAUAUCACUCGUCGAGUAUGCCGCAUCCAGUUGUUGUCAUGGUUUGCUUGGUUUCCCGCGCUGUUUUACAUGGGCAGCCUGAAAAAAGAAGCUGGCUGCUUGGAAGCUGAGCUAAUUCUAUCUCCAGACACAUUAAGUGCUGCGAGACACGGCCGUUCCUCUCACAAUGAGGAGGCGGAGGCAGCGAGUGCCGGUGCUAUUCUUGUGUUCCACUGCGCAGUCCUUACAACGACAAUCAUGCUACAAAUGUUGUUCAAAGGGCAGUCAAAACCAUGUUAUCCACACAUCCGGGAAGUCUCUAUGACAGUCGUUGACGACAGCGACGUCAAGGAGUAUGGGACGCUAUUGUUCCGUGCUUGGUCCCUUGUCCUGGUUGCUAGUGCUUUCUCGUUUGCGGCAGUCUCAAUCUUUGCCGGUGUGGAUAGUGCAGCAGCAUUGCUUAUUACAUCCAUGGGUACCUAUUUUGCUAUGUUCAACUGGGCCCCGUACGCCCUCCUCGGCAUUGAUCUGGCGAUAGAAAAUAGGCGUCCCAAGAGUGAAGAAACCGAGUCGCUCGGCUUCCCGCGCGUUCACGAUGAACUGGAUGGAGCGACGGCCAUCUUGACAAUUCACAACGCUGCAAUAUGCGUGUCACAGAUUGCUUCCGCUAUGGUAUCUACUCUCUUCUUUCGCCUUGUCGAAAAAGCAGGGUUACAAGUAGAUAUAGCUUGGGUAUUUCUCAUAGUUUCACCUGCGCUUCUUCUGGCAGCCUGGGACCGAGAAACAUGGCGUUAG
Bipolaris maydis ATCC 48331 is the source of this 1521-nucleotide messenger RNA. RefSeq lists its product as uncharacterized. NCBI's taxonomy places the organism in Eukaryota, Fungi, Ascomycota, Dothideomycetes, Pleosporales, Pleosporaceae. Gene Ontology annotation, molecular function: sucrose:proton symporter activity. The record is from RefSeq and is a predicted model, not a curated record. Gene Ontology annotation, cellular component: plasma membrane.